AGUGAACAAAGCAAUGAAUUACGUUUUAACAGAGAGGGAGCUACGUGGCAUCUUAGGCAGGGAUCAGCCGGAUCUUCUGAGACGUGGUGGGAUUGAUGUUGUGGUUGAAGUUUUGGAUGAGAACUACGCCCGCCAUGAAGAUGAGAAAUUACGGAAAAUCAUGGCUGUGGAACAAGACCGUCAAAAAAACAAAGAGCAGGAGCUCGAUUCGGAUAUCAUUAAUCGAAAAUCACAAAAGCUGUUGACAAAGGCGAAGCACACUCAACCUGUAAGGGAGUCAAAGCCGCCAAGCAGCAUUCCUUGGAUGGAAACACAGAAACCGGGCUUCCUUCCUUCCCCCGCUCUGAGAACUACGGGAGCCACCCAGGACAAAGAAGUCGUGGAAGAUGCACGUCCCGAACACGGUGAAGAACAAGCAGGGUCUAUUGCUGAAGCUUUAGAAAAUGAAAUUGUUGCAGUUCAGCAACAAGUGGAUCCAGAUGCUUGUUUGCAUUUACAACUAUGGAUGGUCCGCAAUCCUACGGAACUCAUGCGGGAGUUUUUGCAAACAGAGCAUAACCGGCCACUGUAUCUGCUUGGGAAUGGCCUCGUUGUGAGAGAUAUAAAAACAGCGACUGGCAAAUCGCUACCUGUGGAGGAAAUCCUUAAAACACAGGUACAGAACGUGUAAAACAGUUGGUGCUUUGUGGCAGAAAGGUUGGUCUAUCAAAUAAUCUGGCAUUUGUAUUUUGUAAUCAUACGACAGAUUUUGCUGACUAGCAAUCACCUGAAAAUUCAAGAAAACCACACAUGAGGAACGUAUUCCAAUAUCUGGGACAUCUCUAUAUUCCCUUGCUAUUUCUUUCAAAGUUUCGAAGUAUUUUCUGUACCUUUGUUUUAUAAUACAGUUACCA
Opisthorchis viverrini is the source of this 893-nucleotide messenger RNA. RefSeq lists its product as hypothetical. Lineage: Eukaryota; Metazoa; Platyhelminthes; Trematoda; Opisthorchiida; Opisthorchiidae. The transcript is spliced from 4 exons. The record is from RefSeq and is a predicted model, not a curated record. Bases 14 to 670 code for a protein of 218 amino acids.